AUGUUGUCUUCCUUGCCCGCGAAACAAGCAGUCGACAGCAUGGAGAAGCAAAGCACUACCGAUGGACCCAACGCGGAGGGUACGACCGGCAAUGUCGACAUCGGACAAGUCGUCGAAUUCAAUGCCUCCCCAGAGGAGGAAAAGAAGGUCCUCCGGAAGCUCGACCUGGCUCUUCUCCCCCUGAUGGGCACCUGCUACAUGAUGCAGUACAUUGACAAAAUCGCACUGAAUCAAGCGACGCUUUUCGGAUUCAGGGAAGACUUGGGUCUCCACAAGGCUGAGUAUUCCUGGACCGCGUCCAUCUUCUUCUUUGGGUAUCUUGUCUGGAGCUGGCCGAGCUCGUAUCUUGCGGUACGGCUCCCACUGGCUAAAUACAUUAGUGCCUGUGUCCUCAUCUGGGCAGGCGCUCUGAUGUGCCAGGCUGCGGUAAGGAACUUCGGAGGAAUAAUGGCUACCCGGUUCUUUCUCGGGGUGGGCGAGGCUGCUGCCGGGCCUGGCUUUACGCUUAUUGUCAGCAUGUUCUACAAGCGCGACGAGCAGCCAUCGCGACAAUCGGCCUGGUUCUUUGGCAACUGUGUCGGGUCGCUCAUCGGUGGUGUUCUGGCCUAUGCAAUUGGUAAUAUCAGGGUCCAGGCUAUUAGGAGCUGGCAGCUGCUCUUUCUCUUUCUCGGCGCUAUUACUGCUGUCGUUGCCUUGGUAAUGCUGGUGCUUCUCCCGGACACUCCUCAGAAAACAGUGUUUUUGAAUAAGCACGAACGCAAAGUCGCCGAGUACAGAAUCCUAAAGAGCAAAGCCGGAACAGACGAAACUGGGGUGUUCAGAUGGGACCAGGUCUGGAUGGCCUUUCGCGAUCCACAGACCUGGCUGCUUUUACUGUAUAAAUUCAGCACCUGUUUAUGCAACGCCGCCAUCACCAGUUUUUCCGGCCUGCUUAUACAAGGCUUCGGCUUCUCACGCUUCCAAUCCCUCUUAAUGCAAAUGCCCAUCGGCGCUGCCCAGAUCGUAUUCCUAUGCCUCACGUCCAGCAUCGCCUCAUUCGUCCCGCGGACGCGCAUCCUCAUGAUAAUCCUAAACUGCGUGACAACUAUGCUGGGCCUGAUUCUUGUGUGGAAACUGGACGAGUCGAACGCGAAGGGAAGACUGGCAGGUCUGGCCUUGGGAUCUGUCUCUGGUGUUAAUGUGCCCCUGGCGCUGAGCCUGAUUUCGUCGAAUGUAGCGGGCUUCACGAAGAGAAGCGUCACUAGUGCGCUGUUGUUUAUUGUGUACUGUGUGGCGAAUAUCGUCAGUCCGCAGUUCUUUUUGGAGAGCGAGGAGCCGCGGUAUGGUACCGGAAUGGCAGCUUCGGUGGGUGGACUGGCAGCGAGUGUCCUAUUCCUGAUCUGCCUGAUGGGGUAUUAUAUUUGGGAGAAUCGACGGCGGGAUAUCGAGUACGGGCGGCUGGAGGAUAUGGAUGAGGUCGAGGUUAUUGCUGAGAGCUUGUCGAACAAGACGGACCUGGAGAUGAGGAGUUUUCGAUAUAUGUUGUGA
Messenger RNA from Aspergillus puulaauensis, 1527 nucleotides. RefSeq lists its product as uncharacterized. Bases 1 to 1527 code for a protein of 508 amino acids. The record is from RefSeq and is a predicted model, not a curated record. Gene Ontology annotation, molecular function: allantoate transmembrane transporter activity; dipeptide transmembrane transporter activity. Gene Ontology annotation, cellular component: plasma membrane. The transcript has 6 exons. Gene Ontology annotation, biological process: allantoate transport; transmembrane transport; tripeptide transport. Lineage: Eukaryota; Fungi; Ascomycota; Eurotiomycetes; Eurotiales; Aspergillaceae.